Molecule: messenger RNA, 1750 nt
Organism: Anopheles nili
Lineage: Eukaryota; Metazoa; Arthropoda; Insecta; Diptera; Culicidae
Gene: T48
Exons: 2
Coding region: 1-1146 (381 amino acids)
Source: RefSeq, a predicted model, not a curated record
AUGCUGCUGGUGAUGCUGCUGGGAGACAGCCCGAUUAUGCUGACCGGUGCCUCAGCGGAACAUCGUAACAUGUCACACACGAAAGACUGUGCUCGAUUUCACGAGCAGUGCGUCCGCUGCACGGAAACCGGCUGCAUCAAGUGCACGGAAGUGUUGCGCAUCGACACCGGCGAAUGUCUGUCCGAGUGUCCUUCCGGAUACGGUGCCCAAUGGUCGACGAACAACGAGAUCAUGGGCCGCGUUUGUCACCCGGUGGGAAUGUCCGGAUCGUUCCUGGCCGCCAUCGUCGGCAUUGUGGCCGGUGCGAUCCUCUGUGUGUUGCUUAUCGUCGGUGCCCUGGCCGUGUUGCGAAGGCGUCAAAAGCGCAAGAAGUACCGGGAAUCGUUUAUCGACGAAAACAUCGAUCGGCUCGAGUUCCUGCGGCAGCUGGAUGAGCUGCGACCACAGGCCGAGUACUUCCUGCAGAUGCUGAAUGACACCCGGCGCCAGAUCCGGAAGCUUCACCUGGCGGGUGAUAGUGCCGGAGCGGCCACGUACCAUCCGGUGGUGCGUGAUCUUGCCAAGAUACUGAUUCUACUGAACAAGCCGAUCGAACUGAUCAACGCUCCACCGCACGACUGGCAACGGUUGUACGUUUGGGCCGAACGUGUGCUCGAUCGGUACAAGCCGGAACUGGCUCAAUUGAUCGAGUUCCUGCAGCAACCGUCGGCGUCGGAUCCGCGGCUUGGUUCGUCCGACCAUUCUACGUUCAAGGCGUCUUUCCAGCAGCAGGACCAUGCGCUCGGGUCGGACCUUUCGCCGAGCUUGAGCCAAAAGAACGAGCGCAAUCUGUUGCAGCCAGAGCUGAUUCAGUUGCAGAAACACCGGACGCUGCCGACGAUGCAGACAACGCAUCACUUCCUUGGGUCGCUGAUUAGCCUGCAUGAGUUUGAUGAGCGGUCAUCGCACACGACCGAUACGAGCUCAAACCACCACUCGACGGGCGGUGGGAUUGGGGGUGGUGGCAACAACCCAUUCGACGAUACGUUCGAUCACGUCCGCACGUACCUGUCCACAUCCGGCAUGAAUGACAGCUCGCUCUGGUUGCAGGACGAGUUCUUCAAGCUGGGCUUUCGGCCGCAGGACGAAAUCACGACCGAACUGUGACCGGGGGAUCGUCGUCGCCCCAUCGCCACCAUUCCAGUGCAACGAGGCAGCAGGGAUGCAGUUUGAUUUGCGAGUAGAGUAUUGCAAAGGGUGCUACCCGAUCGCCAGCGAGAUCGCAGGGACCGCAACUAGUCAGUAUCGAGCGGUGCUGGAUCACUAAAGAGCGCUCUUCGGUUGUAACGCAGGCGCCGAAGGAUACGCAGCCGCCCGGGAAAGGGCGAUUAUUAGUUUGUAAGAGCAGUAACGAACCCGAUGGCAAUAGUUGGGAAGAAAAAGCUCACGUUCAAUGAGACACCGACGAUGGAGAGCACUAUUUAUGCUCCUUUUCUUCGCCAAAGAAGCACUCCAGAGCCGCCACAACGUUCGUAAUGGGAGGUUCUACUGACCGAUUUCUUCUUCAGCGCAAUGCCGAGCAAGCGUUUAUGUUUAGUGUAAUUUAAAAUCUGCAAUCGGAUAAUUCCCCAGGCCACGUGUACACGCGGUACACGAUGCACAAAAAGCGCAAUAGUUAUUAGCAUGUAAAUCGUCUGCAAUCGCCCACGGAAAAUAGGGGCAUAAUGAAGCUAUUUUUUACAACGAUCGGAGACGAACGAAUCGAUAUAGU